Messenger RNA from Hemisphaericaspora subhashii, 840 nucleotides. It is a transcript of the gene ECI1, whose product is annotated as dodecenoyl-CoA isomerase. Bases 1 to 840 code for a protein of 279 amino acids. Gene Ontology annotation, cellular component: peroxisomal matrix. Lineage: Eukaryota; Fungi; Ascomycota; Pichiomycetes; Serinales; Debaryomycetaceae. The record is from RefSeq and is a predicted model, not a curated record. The transcript has a single exon. Gene Ontology annotation, biological process: fatty acid beta-oxidation.
AUGGCAGGACAACAAGCAAACGACGACGUUUUAUAUGAAGUUAAGGGGAGAGUAGCUAUCAUUACUUUAAAUAUUCCUGAAAAAUUAAAUGCUCUUAAUGGUGAACAAUAUCUUAAAUUAGGUAAAUUAAUGGAAAGAGCAAAUGAAGAAGAAGAUACGGUUGCCACUAUAAUUCAAGCCACUGGAAGAUUCUUUUCUGCUGGUGCAAAUUUUGCUGAUAGAAAGAUGCAAGAAGUUAACACGGAAGAAGUUUUCAGUCAUGAAUAUUGGUUAAAUAGAUUUGUUGCUCGUAAUACUUGGUUAACCAAUGUAUUCAAUGAUCAUAAGAAGAUCUUGGUUGCUGCUGUAAAUGGACCAGUCAUUGGGUUAUCUUCUGCAUUAUUAUUAUUAUGUGAUUUAGUUUAUGUUCAUAAUGUUGAAAAAUUCUUCCUUUUAGCUCCAUUUGCAAAUUUAGGAUUAGUCGCAGAAGGUGCAUCUUCAGCAAGUUUAUUUAUGAGAUUAGGUUGGUCCAAAGCUUCAGAAGCUCUUUUGUUAGCUAAACCAAUCUCGGGUGAAGAUUGUUUAAAUGCUGGAUUCAUUAAUAAACAUUACAAUGGGAAAUUUGGUACUAAUACUGCUCAAUUUAAUCAACAAGUUUAUGAUGACGUCACUACUGCAUUUGAAAAUUUACAUGAAGAUUCAAUUUAUCAAAAUAAGAAAUUAUUGAAAUUAUGUAGAGAUCAAUAUAUUAAUCAUGCUAAUUCUCAAGAAGUUAUUAUGGGAUUAAAUAAAUGGCUUCAAGGUGUUCCUCAAACAAGAUUUGCACAAUUAUCUCAAAAGGAAAUUAAACAUAAACUUUAG